Molecule: messenger RNA, 6801 nt
Organism: Drosophila suzukii
Lineage: Eukaryota; Metazoa; Arthropoda; Insecta; Diptera; Drosophilidae
Gene: Rbcn-3B
Product: WD repeat-containing protein Rbcn-3B
Cellular component (GO): cytoplasm
Molecular function (GO): protein binding
Source: RefSeq, a predicted model, not a curated record
CUAUCGAAAAUUUUUACCCCACGGUCGAUAAAACACUUUCGUUGCUUUUUUCCACAGUCGUGUACAAAAAAAAAAAAACAGAACAAGAACGAGUAGGAAAAAAGCAAAUAAAACGAAAUUACAUAGAGCAGAGUGCAUCCAGUGGAGUGUCUGGUCUUGUUUCCCGUGGAGUGUGCGAUUAGUGUGCGAUUGUCGGAAAGUGUGUGCCACAAAUAUGCCCAGUACGAAAAAGUGGCCAGCAAAAGCAAUAACAAAAUAGCAAAAGCAACAGCAACAACGCAACGUGUGUGUGUGUGUGUGUGUGUUGUAAGCGUAUCAGUACAGCGGAAAAGUGCUCGUGUGUUGGUGUUCUCGGGGGGUGGUGUGCGUUUCGCCCGUCCCGUGUCCAUAAAUUAGAAUCAAAUCGAAUCGACAUUGGCAAUCCGCUACCAGCUCCGCCACCGCGAUGUCCCUCGACCAGGAUCAAUAGCCACCGUCAUCAUCGCUCAUCGCCUUCUUCAGCAGCAGCGGACCAUUAAGUUUUCCAUAUCGAGAGAAUCGAAAUCGGAAUCUAUACAUCGGAGGAGGAAUCACGCGCGCCAGCCAACCCCAAUACGGAAAACUGCUGAAAAAUAGCCCGCAGUAGCAGUCGAAUCACCAUCACCAGCGAAGCGAGCGAGGAGCAGGAGGAAGGCGGCGGAGGAGGAGAAGAGGCAGAAGGAGGAGGAGAAGGAGAAGGAUCCACCGCAGAGAUUGGGUAAAGCGCGCCACCAUGGUGAGUACCAAUCUGGUGGUGCCGGUGGUGUUGUGGGGACCCACAGCGCCCACGCACUGCAUCUCAAGCGUGUUCCUCUCCGACGACCAGUUCACCCUGGUUACCGGAUGCUACGAUGGACAGAUUUGCCUAUGGCAGGUGGAGCCCACCACCCUGAAGAUGUCGCCGCGCUGCCUGCUGGUUGGCCAUUCGGCUCCGGUCUUGUGCCUGGUGCGUGCCUCGCUCCUGCCGGAGAACAACUUCCUGGUCAGCUCGUCCGAGAACGGCGAGAUGUGCACCUGGGAUCUCACGGACGGCAAGUGCAUGGAGGCGGUCAAGCUGCCCCAAGUGCACACCCAAAUUCAGAGCUAUCACACGGCCAACAGCGAGGAUGUGCGCCUCUUCUGCAUUGGCUACUACGCCGAGAUCAUGGUCAUGGAUCCCUUUAGCCUGGAGGUGAUCUACGUGCUCAGCUCAAAGGUCAAACCGGAUUGGAUUUCCGCCAUUCACGUACUGCGUCCCAUGCGCCGCAAGGAUGACGUAGUGCUGGCCAUCACCACCACGGGAACGGUAAAGGUGUGGACCCUGACAGGCAACGAGAACAAGCAUGCGGAGCCCAUCUACGAGAACGAGUCCAAGGAGAUCCGCUGCCUAAAUGCCAUCACCAUGAAUUGCUGUGCCCAGAACCAGCGCACCGUUCUACUCGUUUGUACCAAAUACUGGCAGAUUUACGAUGCCGGCGAUUUCACUGUGCUUUGUUCUGUGAUUGCACCGGCGAGAGAGCGUUGGCAGGGCGGGGAUUUCAUCACCUCGGACCGGGUUAUGCUCUGGACGGACGAGGGCAAGGGCUACCUUUAUAAGCUGCCCGCCAACUGCAUACCGGACAACAAGGAGUUUCACUCGAAGAGCGUGGUCAGAGAUGCCCCGUAUCUGUACUAUGUAUUGCAGCAUGCGGGCGACAAGGUGUUGUCGUGCCCACCAGCCAUGAAGCUGCUCCAGGGCACCGGUGGUCAGCACAAUCUAUUGCGCGGCGACUCCGAGGGAUACAUCUCCGUGUGGAAUGUGCCAGAGGUGCCGCUGGACAAUAUUAGCAUACUGCAGGCCAAGCAAAUGCCGCCACGCGUCCUCAAGCCGCAUGUGUGCACUUCCCUAGUGGAGGCGUGGUCCAUAAUGGAUCCACCACCCGUGGGCAUCCUCGAUCAGCUGUCCCGCAUCACGGAGUCGCCGGUGAAGCUCACCUCGAGUAUCUAUCUGCCGCAGCAGAGUCGCCUGGUGAUCGGACGCGAGGAUGGCAGCAUAGUCAUUGUACCAGCCACUCAGACGGUGAUGAUGCAGCUUUUAGUGGGCAUCAAGCAGAACUUUAGCGACUGGCCCUCGCAUCAGAUCCUGUACGGUCAUCGUGGCAGGGUCAACUGCCUGCUCUGUCCCUCGAUGAUUCACUCGAGGUAUGAGAAAUCCCAUCUGCUCUCUGGUGGAAUCGAUUUCGCCGUAUGCCUGUGGGAUCUGUACAGCGGCAGCUUGCUGCAUAGGUUUUGCGUCCAUGCCGGAGAGAUCACACAGCUGUUGGUGCCGCCGGAGAGCUGUAGUCCACGGAUCCUGAAGUGCAUAUGUUCGGUGGCCUCGGAUCAUUCGGUUACCCUGGUUUCCCUGCAGGAGCGCAAGUGUGUCACCUUGGCCAGCAGGCAUCUGUUCCCCGUGGUCACCAUAAAGUGGCGUCCGCUGGACGACUUCCUCAUCGUGGGCUGCUCCGAUGGCAGUGUGUACGUGUGGCAGAUGGAAACAGGGCACCUCGAUCGAGUGCUCCAUGGAAUGCUGGCGGAGGAAGUGCUAUCGGCUUGCGACGAGCAGGCAGAGGAUGGCGGUUCAGGCGGCGGCGGUGGUGGAACCAAUGGUGCAUCCGCCAGCGAAAUGGGCAUGGCCAAUCCGGCGGUGCACUUCUUCCGAGGCUUAAAAUCGCGCAACAUGAACGCCAUCCGUCAUGCUACCCAGCGAGGGAUUAAUCAACUCCAGCAGCUUCAGGGUCAUAACCAAGGAAACUUCGAUUUCUUGAUGAAACACCGCAGCAAUCCGCUAGUGAUCCAGGGGCUUCGCACUAAUCCCAAAGAUGCAGAGAGCCACAUCCUCUUCUUUGACAUUGAGGGACUGAUUUUCGAGCUGCACAGCGAGGAGUACGCACAGAUGACACCUGCCACUUUGGAAUCACUGGGUGUCCACCUGCAGAAUCCCAAGGAUGGCAAAUCCAUGCAUCUGGAUGCCAGCAAGAAGAUCGGUGACUUCUUCAGUAAGGUCAAGAACAAGGCGGUGGAUGUGGAGAAGAUCUUAAAGGACAAGGACAAACAUGGACUGGUGCAAAAGUUUAAGGAGAAGACCGAAAUUGUGGAGAAGAAGGUGCAGGCUAAGGUGGAGAGCCUUCAAAAAGCAGUGGAGCCGCACGAGGAGCAGCAGGACCUCAAGAGCAAAAUCGCCUCCAAGAUGGAGGUCACGCACGUGAUGGAGGUUGCCCAGCUGCUGCUCUCGCUGCUUCAUUCCUGGGGUCUCGAUCCGCAUCUGGACAAGAUGUGCGAGACGCGCCUGGGCCUGCUGAGGCCAAUUGUCCCCAUCUCGUAUGGUGUGCUUUCCAAGGCUGGUUACAUGUCUCUGCUGCUGCCCACGUGGCAGAACAACUAUGCCAUACCGCCGGGCAUCCAGCUUCCCUCCAGUUCCAAGAAGCGUCCGCUGCCAGAAGAGCUGCAGCGGUUGGAGCAUCUCACCGCCGUUUUUACAUCACGUCUGCACUGGGAGCUGAGCACCACGCUGACCACUAAUCAUAUUCUCGCCCUGGUGGCCAUGUCCAACACGCUGCUCUCGAUGAGCGCGGCCUCCUUCCUGCCGGACAGCGAGAAGCACAAGAAGCUGCAGCGUCUGGCCCAGCGUACGGACUCCACACUGAGCAACGAGGAGGAGCGCGAGGAGCUUAUGGCCCACCACAUCUCCCAAAUCAAGCACGCCUGGAGUCUGCUGGCCACCCAUCAUUGCUUCCUCCUGCCGGAUAAAAUUGAGGCCCUGGAGCCUAAGAAAUUCAAGCGUCCUCAGGUGGAGAUGAUGGUCAAGCGCUGGCAGCAUCACUGCAUAGAGAUCAGGGAGGCUGCGCAGCAGAUCCUCCUCGGCGAGCUAACCCGGAUGGGCAAGAAGGGCAGAAAGCAACUGGUCGAGAGCUGGGCACAGUACCUUCCACUCUAUACGCACACAGAGCCCAUAGUGGGUGCCCAGCAGCAGUUGGCUCUAAUAAGUCAGCCGGCGGGUGGAGGAGCUGGCUCCGGAUCGGGUGGAAAUGGUGGUGGGGGCGGCGGAGGCUCAGGAGGCGGCGGAACUGGAAGCGGAGCCGGAGCAGGCAACAACGUAUCGGGAGGAGAUGCCCACCAAGAUGAGGACUAUGAGGAGGAGGAGGAGGAGAUUAUACGCAAACCAUCCAGCUUGUCGGAGCUAAAACGCAAGCAAACCACAGCAGUUAUACUUUUAGGUGUCAUAGGAGCUGAAUUCGGCCAGGAUAUAUCCCAGGAGUCGCCAAAUCACCGGGGAAGUAUUAGUCUGGCCACGGGAGCCAAUCUAUCCACUGGCGUGGCCGGUGGAGAGCGGAGAAAGUCCAGUGUGGUAGAGGGCUUCGGCAUAGCCAACAAUCUGGCCCGUCUCACCUCGAUGGCCUUGGCCCAUCUGCUAUACGCCCCACCAUCUCCCAAAUUACCCCAAUACACGCCUUUGCGUCGGGCAGCCAUUGAUCUGUUGGGACGGGGAUUCACCGUCUGGGAGCCGUACCUGGAUGUGUCCAAGGUGCUGCUCGGUCUGUUGGAGAUAUCGUGCGAGGGCAAGGCAGUGCCCAAUCUAAACUACAAACUCCCACUGACCCCGCAAGCGGAUGCCUGCCGGACGGCUAGGCACGCCCUGCGUCUGAUAGCCACCGCCCGGCCGGCGGCGUUCAUCACCACGAUGGCCCGCGAGGUGGCCAGAUACAAUACGAUGCAGCAGAACGCCCAGUCCAUCAACACGCCGCUCACCCAGUCGGUGCUGCACAAGGCCAAGGGAGAGAUUCUGCAGUGUGUGGAGAUGUUGAUCGACAAGAUGCAGUCGGAGAUCGCCGGGCUGCUGGUGGAGGUGAUGGACAUCGCCCUACACUGUGUGGACAGCAACGAGCUGAAGAGCCGCGGCUUGGCGGAGCUGUGUCCGGCCAUCUGCAAGUUCAACCAGAUCUCGCACUGCGCCCAAACGCGCCGCAUCGCCGUGGGCGCGAACAGUGGCAACCUGGCCAUCUACGAGCUACGCCAGAACAAGUGCCAGAUGAUCCCGGCCCACACGCACCCGAUCACCUCGCUGGCCUUCUCGCCAGACGGCAAGUACCUGGUAUCGUAUUCCUGCGCGGAGAAUCGCCUGUCCUUCUGGCAGACCUCCACGGGGAUGUUCGGAUUGGGCCAGUCGCAAACGCGCUGCACGAAGGGCUACUCCACAGCCCCCAUUCCGGAUGUGUCGCGCCUGAAUCCCAUGCGUCUGGCCAAGCUGGUGUGGAUCAACAAUCGCACGGUGACCCUAAUGCUGGCCGAUGGCUCCGAAACGCGGUUCAAUGUGUAGGUUGGCCUAGAAGAAGGCGAUGAUAAAGAGAGUCAGUCCCACGGGAUAAAUAGCAUGUUAUUAGGCAAUCAGCGCGGGCUUCAAAAGCAGCAGCGAGUUGGAGGAGGAUGUGGAUAAUUCGGAGUUGGAGCAGGAGCAGGAGCAGGAGGAGCAGAAACGACAAAACAAUAAUUAUUCAAAAAUAAAACAAACAACAAAAAAACACAGAAACGUCUGGCGUUUCGUUAAAAAUAAUUAAGGCAAAGGAAACAAAGAAAAGCUAAGCAACAUUAGUCAAAACGAAAAACAAAACACAAUUUAGGCAAGCGAAAAAGCUAAGCAAAAUUUAUGCAAACAAAAAUUCACAACACAUUUUGUUAUUUAUUUAUAUACUUACCCUAUAUAUCUGUAUCUGUAUCUGUAUGUAUUUUAAUGUAUUACACGAUUUUAAUAUGCCCUUUAUUCCCGCUUCUUGCUACGUCCAUUUUAUUUUUUAGUGCUAAACUUUUACCCCUACUCUUUAAACACGUGUUUCUGUUUAUUGUUAGUUUCCAAUGCGGAAAAAACCGAAACAAAAACUAAAUCCAAAUAUUAACAAAGUAAACAACAAUUAACCAGAUGCAAGCAAACAACCACACGAGAAACAACAAAGGAAAUGAGAAAAAAACGAUAAAAAACAAAGAAUGAAAAGCUGUUAUUAUUAUUACACAACUAUUAUUAUUACUAUUGUAUGCUACUAUUAUUAUUAUUGAUAUUUGUUAUGCCUAAUGUAUUGUUAUAUAUAUAUAUCUAAAAUAAACCUAAACAAAUGUAUUGAGCAAAGUUACGAAACGAAAACAAAUCAAACAAAACAAGAAGAAAAACGAACAUUUAAUAACUAGAAAGAGCGAAAAGUUUUUUUUUUAACAUUAACAUUAUAAUUAUUGUAAUUCCCAUAUAUCUUCUUCUUUCGAUGUAAUAUUUCUGCUAAAGCGUGUGUAAAAAGUUUUUGUUGUUUUGUGAAAAUUGAAAAUUGUAUAGGAAAAUCUGUUUAUAAAAUACAACCCACAAUACACACAACACACACACACAUAUAAUUUAUUUGCGGCGUUAAUGUGCAUCGAGCGAAUAACGGUACUCGGGGGCCUGAGAAGUAUACUGUCAAACCCAGAAAUGCCCACAGGUGUACGGGAAAAGAACUAUUUAUCCUAACUAAACAUAUAUACUUACAUAUAUAUACCCAACUGAAUUUGCAAUAUGUGUUCGUUUACGUAUUCAAUACAACACAAGCAAACACACGUGUACUAUGUGAGAGAGUUAAUUGAAUUUGUGCUUAAUUUCAAUUACGAAUUAAAUAUAUAUAUAUUUACAAGCAUAUAUAUGUGAAGAUACAUGCAUACUUAUAUACGAGAUCCUUCAAUCAAAGUAUUACACAAACAAAACGAAACGAAGCAACUACAACAAUUAUGUACGGAGUAUACAACAAAUAAAGUCAACCAAACAUGAGCAAA